Plasmodium inui San Antonio 1 is the source of this 1533-nucleotide messenger RNA. RefSeq lists its product as hypothetical. Bases 1 to 1533 code for a protein of 510 amino acids. The transcript has a single exon. Gene Ontology annotation, cellular component: COPI vesicle coat; cytosol. Gene Ontology annotation, biological process: retrograde vesicle-mediated transport, Golgi to endoplasmic reticulum; Golgi localization; endoplasmic reticulum to Golgi vesicle-mediated transport. Lineage: Eukaryota; Apicomplexa; Aconoidasida; Haemosporida; Plasmodiidae. The record is from RefSeq and is a predicted model, not a curated record.
AUGACUGUGUUAAGCGCCGCCAUAAGCACGAAGAGCAAAAUCUUGGUUUCGCGGCAGUUCCAGAAUAUCAGCAAAUGUGACUUAGACUCACUAACCAUCCCGUUUCACAAUCUAAUAGAACGGGAGAGGAGCGACCACACGUACAUAGAAACGGACAAAGUGAGAUAUGUGUACCAGCCACUGGAUAGCAUUUAUAUCUUCCUAAUCACGAACAUCAAUUCGAAUAUUAUAGAAGACUUGGAAAUAAUUAAAGUGCUUAGUCAGAUUAUUCAGGAUCUAUGUCAAGGCAACAUCAACGAAAGUACCAUUUUGAAAAAAUGCUUUACCAUCAUAUUCUACAUCGAUGAGUUGAUAAAAAAUGGAGUGCGAGAAAUAGUGAAUACUAAUCAAAUAAAAACCUACAUUGAAAUGGAAUCACAUGAGGAAAAAUUGCAGACAAUAAUCAGGGAGAAUAAGGAGAAGGAAGAAAAAGAGAGAAGGAAAUUUAUUGCUUCCAAGUUGGAAAAGAAUAGACAAAAACAGGGAAAAGAUCGUACUAACAGUUUUCUCUCCAAUGAUGUCAUCACAAACGUGGACUACAACAGCAGUAUGGGUUACAACACCAACAUGGGUUACAACGCCAACAUGGGUUACAGCACAAACAUGAUGGAUAACUUUCUGUACAAAACGGAGGAGCCCAGUGAUAUUAUCCUUGAUGAGAGCUUCAAUGCAUAUAGAGGAAUGCAAAUCUCAAGCAAAAAAGAGCAAGUGAAAAUUCUAAACGUAGUGGAAAGUAACAAAAUGAUCAAUAAGCCAAACAUCAAUGUAAAUGCCCUCUUUGAUAAACCCAUCAACAUUGUGAUAAGUGAAAAUAUCAUAUGUACUCUAAGCUCGGAAGGAACCCUCUGCGAUUUGGACAUUCAAGGAACGUUCAAUAUGCAAAUAAAUAAUCACAAGUAUUCAAAAGUCAUCGUAGAAUUGGAUAACGAGUAUGGAGAUAAGGCUAAGAUACACCCCAUAUUAGACAAAAGUAAGUAUAACUCUAAUGUGCUGGAAUUAAAAGACAAGGGGAAGAAUUUUCGGGUAAAUACAACUUAUCCUUUACUCAAAUGGAAAAUAAAUCAUCUCAACGAUUCGUACAUACCACUUAACAUUAGUUGCUGGCCAUGUGAAGACAAUGAAAGUACUCUCCUAAAUUUAGAAAUUGAAAAUAAAAGAAAGAACGCUGAUGAUGUGAUAUACGAUUUGAACGUCAAUUUAAUGUGCCCCUCUGCUAGUAAGCCACAAAUUAUUAGCAAAGACAAAGGCAUUAUUGAACAUGACGGCAUUCUACUAGCGUGGAAGGUAGAUGCUCUGAAGAGCAACCAGAGCUGCCAAAUUGAAAUUUCCAUUCAGUCCAAGCCUGAAAGCGUCUUCCCCUUCUCCGUUGAGGCAAAAUCCAACAUACUGGCGCACAAAUUGAACGUCUUGAAGGUCUUUGACGAGGAUACGCACGAGGACAUCGAGUACGAAAUUAAGAGGAACAUUACUUACCUGUUUACCAUUAACAAGUAG